Molecule: messenger RNA, 905 nt
Organism: Limulus polyphemus (Atlantic horseshoe crab)
Lineage: Eukaryota; Metazoa; Arthropoda; Merostomata; Xiphosura; Limulidae
Product: glycogen synthase kinase-3 beta-like
Exons: 3
Biological process (GO): signal transduction; negative regulation of canonical Wnt signaling pathway; protein phosphorylation
Cellular component (GO): nucleus; axon; cytoplasm
Molecular function (GO): ATP binding; protein serine/threonine kinase activity
Source: RefSeq, a predicted model, not a curated record
GUGACGUAGAGGUCAAUGCGAUCGUCAUUAAUGCUUCCUUAGAUUUCAUGGUUAACCAUAUACAAUUACAAGUUAUCUAUUUUGUUGUGAAGUGCACUAUUUUCUGUGGUUUCUUACGCAGCACUAGAAGAAAAAUUAUUUAUACAGGAACUAAAGAAAAAAUGUAUUUGAGAUUGUGCUGUAUAAAAAAUAGUAAUGCACUACCAUUAGGCUUAACUUUAUCUUUAGUUUAGGCUUAGUUAGUGGUACUCCGUCGGAAGAAAUUAGGUUGUUACUAUUAGUACUAACUACUAAAUUAAUUCGGCGAUAGGACUUACGAUAACUACAUUGAAAACUAAGCGAAAAACAAGCUUACUUGAUGCGUGAAUUCGAGAAACACACGUUAAACGCAUGUAGGAGAAAUAUUAGAAUGUGAUAUUUAAAACGAAUCAAAAUAGGUGUUGCAAAACGAAUACUAAUUAAGAAGAAAUAGUAACUAGUAGUAGUACUGAACGAUAAUUACGAAUAAAAAGAAAAUCAAAAGUUACUUGAUCAUGAGUGGUAGACCAAGGACAACAUCCUUCACUGAUGGUAAUAAACAGCAGCAGCAACAACAACAACACCCUAGUUUUCCAGGCAUUAAAAUAAGCAGUAAAGAUGGAGGUAAGGUGACUACAGUUUUGGCAACUCCAGGUCAAGGACCUGACAGACCACAGGAAGUAUCCUACACUGAUAUGAAAGUCAUUGGAAACGGGUCUUUUGGUGUGGUUUACCAAGCCCGACUUGUCGACACUGGGGAAAUGGUGGCAAUCAAAAAAGUUUUACAAGACAAAAGAUUUAAAAAUCGAGAAUUGCAGAUAAUGAGAAGACUACAUCAUUGUAAUAUUGUCAAACUGAAAUAUUUCUUUUAUUCUCGUGGUGAAAGG